CCGUUAUAGGUCAACAGAUAAUGUUGUAUCAAAAUGAAAAAAUCAAACACAUCUGAUAAAGCUGGUUGUGAUUGGUAUAGUGGAAACAUUUUUUAAAAAGAACUUCUACAUGGCAACGUCACCAUUUACGUGUUUGUUGUUGACGAAAUUGAUUGGAGCCGCCACGAUUGGUUUCAGGAAAAUCAAUACCCAUCUAUAAAUCAUGAUUAGUCGAUUUUAACGGAUUCGUACAAAUGUAGAAAUGACAAUAUUGCCAGAUCUUUUGUGCGGGGAUUGUUCCUUGUUUUGUGCAUAGCGUAUUGGAUUCCAGGAUUUAGUGGUUGGAUUCAGCUUAUUGGAUAUAGGGCCUACUGUUUGGAAAGAAAAGAAAUGUCAAAUGGACUUUGAUCCAUUGUUUCAUCCCAAUUCUCGAAAAUCACAAAUUCUCAUCGUGGAUAUUUCUACCUUUUCUGGAUUUACCAUCUGUCUGAUUAAAACUAUUUUGAUUGUGUCCCUGUUCUUUGCAAAAUAGUUGUUGGAUUUUAUGGAUUGUAAGUUGAUUGGAUACGCUGCAGCGAGUUGUGAUGUACCCGCUUCUCUUGGAAACAUUUCUAUGAGGUCUGAGCAUAUUUUGAGAUAGUUUUGCUGUGUGAAUUUUGGUUUGUGGUAUUCGGAUUGAUAUUGAUACUGAUAGGAAGGACAUCGUCCCACUUGAUGCCAAACCCUGGUGUCACUAUUCUACAAUACCCACGUCUCAAUGUGCUUAACCUACUUCUUUAAGCGUUCUGUUGGUUUGAUUUUGUAACGUUUGAGUCAAAUUUGGAUUUAAUUUCUCUGUGUGUCUUCUCCUUUUCGGGUGGAACUUGCUGUGCCAGACACUUGCGGAACAAUGGGAAAGAACGAUCUUGAUGGAGACCGGUAGCAGGAAUACUGUAAUAAUGCUACUAUCAACUCCGACGCACCUCCGUUACCAGUCUAGUGAAAAACAUGUCGAAAUAGACCGGCCUGCAUCAGUACCCCCUGCCAGUGCUAACCCAGACUGUGACCGAGUUUAUCAAGUUGAACAUGAGCCAGUGCGAAAACACAGCUUCGAGAAUCAUCUAAGUGUCAAACGACAGAGGUCGCCACCCUGGCAGAAACAAUUGGAUCAGAGCCCUGCGAUGGCGUUCAGCAUGGGCAAUGGUUACACUCUGUAUAAGAGUAAAGAGAAGCUUAACAUGCACGUCAAGAUGGACACUGUUCUUGAGGCACCUGCACUGGAGAUCACAACACAUCACCAUCAGAGGAAAAAGACUGGUCUUGAUCCAGCAAUAGAGGCACUGAUCCACCAGCUUCAAGAACAAAUCAACGAUCUGCAGUAUUUCCUGGAGGAGGAGCGACUCAACCACCGGGACACUGUGAGAAAUGCAGAGGAAGCCAUGCGGAGGAAAGUGGAGGAGUUACUACGGCAACAGGACAACAUAGUCAGACAACUUGAAGCAGACCAUGCACAUGACCUUGACCUUCUAAGAGAAGAACAACUGAAAGCUUUACAGGAACAAAAGGAGGAAGCAGAUGCUCGUGUGGCCAAAAUGAAGAGCGAGAUAGAAUUCCUCCAGGGAGCAUUCGAAUCAUACAAGAGUACGCUCCACCAGGAGAUGAACGAUGAUUUCAAUAAAAAGAUUGAGAAGUUGAAGUCGGACCAAGAGGAGGACACGGAUAAACAACUACAACAGCUCAAACAGCGCAUGAUCAUGGAGAGGAAUGCGGAGAAGUCGGCCAUUAGUAAAGAAAAUCAGAAACAGAUGCAACUGUUAUCGCGAGAUCACAAGAAAGAAUUAGAUGCUCUUAUUCGUCGGUUUGCCUCAGCCAGUCAGGAUUUAGAAAAGUUGAAAGCCAUUGAAAAGGAAUUUGCUGAACUGAAAGAGGAACACAAACAACUCUACCAAGAAAAUGCCAAAGUUCGCGACCAGCUCAAGAUGGCAACACUGGAACUCUCUGAUGCUAAAAUAAAGAUCCUCGAGUUCGAGGAAAAUUUCCAGGACAAAGUGCAACAGGUGGAUGAUAAGUACAAGGAGCAGAUCCACGGGUUGAUGAGCCAAAAUACCGAGCUACGGAGAGUCUAUAUGAAGAAGUGUGAGGAACUGGUGGAGGAGAAAAAUGUCACCCAGAAGACGAUAGACACAAAGGUUGAGUCGGCAAAGGAUGUGAUGCAGGCCAUUAUCAACACGAGGCGGAGGGCUAACGUCAGUAUGGCAGCAGCGGGGCCAGAGUGGGACAAUGUACGAAAAGCACCAAAAGAUCGGCCUAGUAGCGCGCCGAUGACUCAGACAGAAACAAAAUUGGCAUUACUCAGUGCUGGAGAGGCGGAUAAAACAGACAGAACGAUAUCACGUGCGAACACCCUAGUGCUUUGAGAGACAAUUCACAAUGUCCCGAAGUAUUUGGCCAUUGAUAUUUCCCUUGUUUGCACUCAAUUCAGAAUGUCCCAAACUUUCAGAUUGUGCGUUUGGACCUGCUGAAAUAAACUCUGAUACAGUGAGAGACAAUUGAAGACAAAGUUUCUGGCCAUUGUUUUCUUUCUCUUUCCACAACAACUUUGGAUUGUGACUUUUGACAAGUUCCACUGCUCUCAUACCUCGUUGAACGAGAGGUGAUACCUGACUGUGGCGACAGGCCUGUGUAGUGACAAAAGGUUGAGGAGAUCGUAAAUUGUUUCUCCUAUGAUUACAGUGAUAUGCUAGGGUAUUCAAUUUCAUAACUUAGAUAAUGUUAGAACCCCCUGCCCUAUUUCAGACAAUUUUAUCAUGAUCUCAUACAAUUAGAUGAUGUAUUUUCAGCCAGUUCCGUCCAUUAAUUUGUCCUGAGUAACAUUUUCCAGUAUUGUAUGCAUGUAUAUAAUGGAGCUCCCGAUGUACUGUUGUACAAAAUAGAUUGCAAAUAAAACCUAA
Lineus longissimus is the source of this 2909-nucleotide messenger RNA. Its product is annotated as involucrin-like. The coding region runs from base 888 to 2375 and encodes 495 amino acids. The record is from RefSeq and is a predicted model, not a curated record. The transcript is spliced from 12 exons. Gene Ontology annotation, cellular component: cytoplasm. NCBI's taxonomy places the organism in Eukaryota, Metazoa, Nemertea, Pilidiophora, Heteronemertea, Lineidae.